Molecule: messenger RNA, 1586 nt
Organism: Danio aesculapii
Lineage: Eukaryota; Metazoa; Chordata; Actinopteri; Cypriniformes; Danionidae
Product: gastrula zinc finger protein XlCGF8.2DB-like
Exons: 3
Coding region: 210-1118 (302 amino acids)
Cellular component (GO): nucleus
Source: RefSeq, a predicted model, not a curated record
GCUGAAGACAUGUUUGCAAAUAUCUGAUCAUUUCAAAAUGGUUUUAUUGUGGAAUGUAACGCUGUUGAGCUUUAUUUAACGGCGUAGAAGUUUAAUCUGUAGAAAUCUGCGUUUCAUUUCGCUUUCUGUGUCGUCAAUCAGUUCACCAAAGGAGAAUUAUCACAACAGAGAAACUCCUGCUGAAGCGACUGAGCUCCACUAUUAUAAAGAUGGCCUUUAUUAAAGAGGAGAGUGAAGACCUGAAGAUUGAGGAAACAUUCAGAGUCAAACAUGAAGAUCCUGAGCAGCUAACAGAUGUGAAAGAGGAGAGCAAUGAACUGAAUGAGAUGAAAGAGAAAGAUCAUAAUGGGAAACACCAUGAUUUCAUGAUUGUUGAGAAAUCUACGAAGACGAUAAAGACUCGGGAAACCAAAUCUAAGCGUCUUUUCACUUGUUGUGAUUGUGGAAAGAGUUUCAAUUAUAAACAAAACCUGGAAGUUCACAGAAGGAUUCACACUGGAGAAAAACCUUAUCAAUGCCAACAGUGUGGAAAGAGUUUCAGUCAAAAAAUACAACUCGAAGGCCACAUGGGAGUUCACACUGGAGUAAAUCCUUUCACAUGCCAAGAAUGUGGAAAGAGUUUCAAUCGUAAACAAAACCUUAAGGUCCACAUUAGAGUUCACACUGGAGAGAAGCCUUUCAAAUGCCGACAGUGUGGGAAGAGUUUCAGUCAGCAAAAGAACCUUGACAGCCAUUUGGUAAUUCACACUGGAGUAAAUCCUUUUGCCUGCCAACAAUGUGGGAAGACUUUCAAUCAUAAGCAAAACCUUAAGGUCCACAUGAGAAUCCACACCGGAGAGAAGCCUUACCAAUGCCAACAGUGUGGAAAGAGUUUCAGCCAAAAAACACACCUUGAAGCCCACAUAGGAAUUCACACUAGAGUAAAUCCUUUCGUCUGCCAACAGUGUGGAAAGAGUUUCAAUCAAGAACAAAACCUUAAGGUCCACAUGAGUGUUCACACUGGUAAUAAGCCUUAUAUCUGCCAGUGUGGAAAGAGUUUCAUUCGAAAAGGACAACUUGAAAAACACAUGAUCAUUCACACUGAAGAGAAGCCUUACACAAAUAUUAAUAAAUCAUAGGACAUAGCUCUAUGAAAAUCUGGUGGAAGGCCAACUGUUUAAUGCGCUGCAUCCUUUUAGGUAUUAAAAACUUUGGUUGUUUUAAUGUCACAUUGGCUACAUUUACAUACACCCAGAUAAUCCAUUUGUAAACAGGGUUGACUGUUCAAUCAGAUUGAAAAAUGUUCAUGUGAACCCAUGAUCCAAUUGAGCUCAAUCCAAUUGAAUGUUCAAAUGAAUGUAGAAUUAGGAAAUCCAAAGGAUCUUGGAGAAUUGGCACUACCUGACUUUAUACUGUCUUUUCAUGUUAUUAUUGGGAUAAUUUUUUUUAUUUAUUAACUUAUUAAUUGGCCCCUGAUGAAUAAAGGGACUAAACCGAAGGAUAAUUAAUGAAUGAACUAAUUAAUAUAUUUACCUGGUUUUAUUUUCCACCUAAUUUUGUAUUUUUGUCCAUUUUAACCAGUGUUUAUGUUCUGGUUUUACAUGUAA